AAUUACGACACAUUUUAUCGAAACGUCAUCAUAUUUAUAUUUUGUACAUCAUAGUCGAAAAAUAAUGGGCUCUCUACUGAUCGUUUCGACUAUCGUCUGUCUCUCUGGAUAUUUAACUCCGAUCCUCAUCAAGCAUGUUUUGCAAGCAACGUAUUCGAGGAACAAGACGGAUCAAACAUUGCGUUCAGAAAUGAAAAGAUUGGAGAGAGAAAUGUCGGAAGUAUCUGUUGUAAAUGAAUUUGCAAAAUUCACCAGAAUACAAAGGAGAUAUGCCAAGAUAAAGGACGAAUUGAGGGAAAACGCUUCCGAAAGAUUAUCAUCGCGGAACAAGGCACAACUGUACCUGACGUAUGGAAAUAAGCUCAUAACAGCUAUUAUAACCUUGAUACUGAUGUACUCGUAUGGAAAAGAAGCGGUUGUCGUCUUACCGCAUAAACUCAUUUGGCCGUUCGAAAAUAUAUUAAGCUGGCCGGCAUCGCAUCGGAAUUCCAUAUCUUUGACUGUAUGGAUGAUAGUCGUCAGAACGGUCAUAGAUACUUGCAAACAGGAUUAUUUCUAACAAAUUAUCACUCCAUAAAAACCCAUCCGGUCUUUCAUUAAAAUCAUAGAAUCGUCUCCCUCCGAAUGGUAAAUGCAAUGUAUGAAAACCAAAUAAACACAGCGUAUGGAAUCUA
Venturia canescens is the source of this 674-nucleotide messenger RNA. Its product is annotated as protein GET1-like. Gene Ontology annotation, cellular component: GET complex. The record is from RefSeq and is a predicted model, not a curated record. NCBI's taxonomy places the organism in Eukaryota, Metazoa, Arthropoda, Insecta, Hymenoptera, Ichneumonidae. The coding region runs from base 65 to 559 and encodes 164 amino acids. Gene Ontology annotation, biological process: tail-anchored membrane protein insertion into ER membrane. The transcript is spliced from 4 exons. Gene Ontology annotation, molecular function: protein-membrane adaptor activity.